CUAAUUGUUUUUGACGAGGACGAGGAAUACGCGAGGAAAAGUAAGAAAAUCGCAGAGUAGCGCGAGAAAAACAGGAAAAGUGCAAAACGGAAAAGCGCGGCCACAAAGUCAAACCACAGCGCGGCAUUUUCACAGAGUUUGCAUUCAAUUCAGACGCGCAGCGAACGUGCCUUUCCACGAACACGGAUCAGGUUAUUUUGACCAAAUGUGGUAAAAAUAGCAGACAGCAGAAGCAGAGAAGCAGCAGCCACUGCCGCCGCCGCCGCGCCGUCGUCGUCGUCGCCGACUCCCAAACUCCAGAAAAGCCCACAAAUUCGCAUCCAAAUCCAAAUCCCCCUCCCUCCUUCGCCACAAACGCACGCACACAAGCACACGGUCACACGCACACUGAUAUCCGUGCAAUAGCAAGGGGGAAAAUCUUUGCGGAAAAGUGCAACAACAACAACACACACACACACACGUAGAACCGAAGAGAGACCGCAGCCGCAAUGUCACGACCACGUCCGCGCCCCCAACCCAUCAGUAUCCACCGCGAGCCGGAACAAGCUCUUGUCCCGCCACGGAACUUGGACUCACGCGCCACCAUCCAGAUCGGCGACCAGACCUUCGACAUAGAUGCCGACAGCCUGGAGCGAAUCUGUGAUCUGGGACGGGGCGCCUAUGGCAUUGUGGAGAAGAUGCGCCAUCGCCAGACGGACACAGUGCUGGCGGUGAAGCGUAUACCGAUGACCGUCAACAUACGGGAGCAGCAUCGUCUGGUCAUGGACCUGGACAUAUCGAUGCGCUCCAGCGACUGCCCCUACACGGUGCACUUCUAUGGGGCGAUGUAUCGCGAGGGCGAUGUCUGGAUUUGCAUGGAGGUGAUGAGCACCAGCCUGGACAAAUUCUAUCCGAAGGUCUUCAAGCAUGAACUGCGCAUGGAGGAGAGUGUGCUGGGAAAGAUUGCAAUGAGCGUGGUCAGUGCUCUCCAUUAUUUGCACGCCCAACUGAAGGUCAUCCACAGGGAUGUGAAGCCAUCGAACAUACUGAUCAAUCGCGCCGGCCAGGUGAAGAUCUGUGACUUUGGCAUCUCUGGCUAUCUGGUGGACUCCAUUGCCAAGACCAUUGAUGCCGGCUGCAAGCCGUACAUGGCACCCGAACGCAUCGAUCCACAAGGUAAUCCAGCACAGUACGACAUACGCUCCGACGUGUGGUCGCUGGGCAUAAGCAUGAUUGAAAUGGCCACCGGCCGCUAUCCGUACGACAAUUGGCGGACGCCUUUCGAGCAAUUGCGACAGGUGGUUGAGGAUGAUCCACCCAGGCUGCCGGCGGGUACAUUCUCGCCUGAAUUCGAAGACUUCAUUGCCACCAGCCUGCAGAAGGAGUAUAUGGCGAGGCCCAACUACGAGCAGCUGCUGAAGCACAGCUUCAUUGUCGAGCAUCUGCAGCGCAAUACGGACAUUUCUGAGUUUGUUGCCAGGAUACUGGAUUUGCCCGACGAGCAGCAGCAGCAGCAACUGAAGCCGCAGAAGUAGAAGCCCCCACAUACCCGCAGUAGAGUCUCUUCCCGUGUAAAUUGCCGCCGUCUUCUUUCUAGCAUGCAUUUCGUACAUGUGUGUGUGUGUGUAUGCGUGUGUUUUGUGUGUUUUGUGUGUUUGUGUGUGUGUGUGUUGUGUGUGCGUGUUGUGUCUCUGGAACUACAAAGAAACGAAAAAUCAAAACAAAAAAAUGAAAAGCAGAAAAGCAAAAACCAGCAGCCCACAUGGAAAACAUUAUAUAAUUCUAGUUUGUAAGUGAAAACCAAAAGCAAAAGCAAACGAGCAGAAGCCGAAGCCGAAACGACGACGAAAUACUUUACGGGCCGUCCUAGCCGCCCCGCCCACCCACAUACCGCCCGCUCUACGCUCCAACAAUGCCUAUUUAGCACUACGCUCAAAGCCAAACCGUGCCUCCCGUCAGCUGUCAGCUACCAGCUAUCAGGCGCUGUUAGUUAGUUAGUUGCUGUUGCUGCUAAAUCUAUAUCUUAUAUGUAUAUGUAUACACCACACUAUAUAUUAAUCAAUUUGUACUACUACUAAGAGUUAUCCAAAAGAAAGUGAAAGCAAGAGAGAGAGAGAGAGCCAUGGAAAACUUUCAGGGAGUAAAGUGGGAGUGGGACUGGAACUGGAACUGGGAGGAUUGCGAGUGCAGACGUAAUAAUGGUAGUUGUCUAACAUAUAAGCCAUACGCGGAUUAUAGCUAAUUAAUGUUUAAACAUCUCCUGUAAUUACUUGUUGAUUUUUUUAAUAAUGUAUAACGAUAACGAUCUAAAUGUACAAGAGAGUGAGAGUGUGUGAGAGAAGAGAGCGCGCGCAGAGCGGCAAGAAUUCAAUUAAUUCGAGAUGUACGAUGUACGAUAUACAAUGUAUGCCCUGCCCCAUGCCCCAUGCCCCAGCAAUCAAUCAAUCAAGCAAUUAAUUAACAUUUACAUUUACAUUUACCUUAACAACGAAUGCGCUGGCUCUAAAACAAUCAAUUGUAUUACUGGCUCUGAAUGGUUCCUCCCUUGGAGAUAACCUACAAAUAAAAUUGUGCUAGGAAGCCAGCUUCGGCAUGCCGAAGCCGAUGUCUCUAUAAA
This is a messenger RNA of Drosophila subobscura, 2596 nucleotides long. RefSeq names its product dual specificity mitogen-activated protein kinase kinase 6 (gene lic). Gene Ontology annotation, biological process: stress-activated MAPK cascade; protein phosphorylation. Gene Ontology annotation, molecular function: ATP binding; MAP kinase kinase activity. The coding region runs from base 489 to 1514 and encodes 341 amino acids. The record is from RefSeq and is a predicted model, not a curated record. NCBI's taxonomy places the organism in Eukaryota, Metazoa, Arthropoda, Insecta, Diptera, Drosophilidae. The transcript is spliced from 5 exons.